Molecule: messenger RNA, 750 nt
Organism: Aureococcus anophagefferens
Lineage: Eukaryota; Pelagophyceae; Pelagomonadales; Pelagomonadaceae
Exons: 1
Coding region: 1-750 (249 amino acids)
Biological process (GO): protein N-linked glycosylation; mannose metabolic process; GDP-mannose biosynthetic process
Cellular component (GO): cytosol
Molecular function (GO): phosphomannomutase activity
Source: RefSeq, a predicted model, not a curated record
AUGGCCGCCAUGGCCCCGUCGAAGCGCACCUUGGCCCUCUUCGACAUUGACGGCACGCUGACGCCCGCGCGCAAGACCAUCAGCCCCGAGAUGCGCGCUUUCAUGCAGACGCUGCGCGGGAAGAUCACCGUCGGCGUCGUCGGCGGCUCGGACUUCCCGAAGCAGAAGGAGCAGCUCGGCGAGGACGUGACGUCCCAGUUCGACUACGCCUUCAGCGAGAACGGCCUCAUGGCCUUCAAGGGCGAGACGCUCAUCGGGCAGGAGAGCUUCGCGGCGAAGAUCGGCGAGGACGAGCUCCAGAAGCUCAUCAACUGGGUCCUCGCCUACCUCAGCAAGGUCACGCUCCCCGUGAAGCGCGGCACCUUCAUCGAGUUCCGCACGGGCAUGCUGAACAUCUCGCCCGUCGGCCGCAACUGCUCGCGCGAGGAGCGGAACGCGUUCGAGGCGUACGACCUCAAGGCGGGCGUCCGCAAGGCCAUGGUCGCGGCCAUGCAGGCCGAGUUCGCCCACCUCAACCUCACCUUCUCCAUCGGCGGCCAGAUCAGCUUCGACGUCUUCCCCAAGGGCUGGGACAAGACGUUCUGCCUCAAGUUCCUCGAGCCCGGCCUCUUCGACGAGGUCCACUUCUUCGGCGACAAGACCUUCGAGGGCGGCAACGACUUCGAGAUCUUCUCCCACCCGGACGUCAAGGGCCACACCGUCGUCUCCCCCGAGGACACCAAGGCCCAGUGCACGGCCCUCUUCCUCUAA